Molecule: messenger RNA, 5307 nt
Organism: Gadus chalcogrammus (walleye pollock)
Lineage: Eukaryota; Metazoa; Chordata; Actinopteri; Gadiformes; Gadidae
Gene: ppil1
Product: peptidylprolyl isomerase (cyclophilin)-like 1
Exons: 4
Coding region: 154-654 (166 amino acids)
Biological process (GO): protein folding; protein peptidyl-prolyl isomerization
Cellular component (GO): catalytic step 2 spliceosome
Molecular function (GO): peptidyl-prolyl cis-trans isomerase activity
Source: RefSeq, a predicted model, not a curated record
GAACUAGUUUCCGUUGUUGAACGAACAGAAGAAGCAAAACAUCAAGCUACUGCUGGCCGGCUGGGAUAGCUUCUGGAAUAAACGUGUUCGUCAGAAGCCCUCUUUCCGAAAACAGUUUAAUCUGAAGUCCCUUCGGACAAACUGGAGGCUGAGAUGUCCGGGAUCCCACCAGACACAUGGCGGCCCCCCACCGUCACCAUAGAGACCACAAUGGGCGCCAUAGUGCUGGAGCUGUAUUGGAAGCAUGCUCCGAAAACCUGCAAGAACUUCGCCGAGCUGGCCAAGAGGGGGUACUACAGCAACACCCGUUUCCACCGGAUCAUCAAGGACUUCAUGGUGCAGGGGGGAGAUCCCACCGGGACAGGUCGGGGGGGUGCCUCUAUCUUUGGGAAACAGUUUGAAGACGAGAUCCACUCGGAACUCAAGUUCUCAGGGGCGGGUAUUCUGGCGAUGGCGAAUGCAGGCCCCAACACAAACGGAAGCCAAUUCUUCCUCACACUCGGAGAGACUCAGUGGUUGGAUGGAAAACACACAAUCUUUGGCCGAGUGCGCCAAGGAAUGGGCGUGGUGAACCGCAUCGGAAUGGUGGAGACCAACACCCAGGACCGGCCCGCCGACGACAUCAAGAUCCUGAGGGCCUUCGUCACCGAUUGAAUGACCUCGUUUUCUACAUUUUAAAAAUACUGUAAUAAAUGUUUUUGUUUACGUGUGAGUGGAUCCAUGGCCAGGCAAAGGGGUGUAUUUCUGUGUGUGGUGGAGCCCUUGAGGCAGUUCCUAUAAUAACUUGACAAUUGUGAGGCUGAGAAGCGUCAGGGGCUGCUGCUUUAUAUGGUGCGUGUUUACAGAGGAGCCAAACAUGGUGUGACACUGAGUGUGCUGCUGUUAACCAAUCAACGGUCUGUACAUCUGUCAGAGGGUGAACUUUAUAAUUUUGAGGAUGACAGUGUUCCUGAUAAGGCCUCAUAUUAAAGACCUUUCAGCCAUGGUAUUAACAUGUGACUGCAUACGAAUGUGUCCACAGACAUGGUGACUAAUGUAUGAUAGUAAGCAUUAUUGGCCCUUAACACUAAUAUUCAGAAACACUGCCUCAAAAAGCUAUUGGCUUAAGCAACACCAGUAGAGGCAUAUACUUUUCCCUGAACUUUUAAACGUUGGAAACGUGCAAAAACAUAAUUAUAUAUUUAUGUGGUAUUCAGUCCAAUGCUUAAAAUAUAUCUGGCAUUCAGUAGGCCAAUGCUGUGGUAGUAAUAAUAAUAAUACAUUUAAUUUAGAGGCGCCUUUCAUGACACCCAAGGUCACCUUACAGAGCAUAUAGUCAUCAUUCAAAACUAUGUAAAACAGACUAGGAAUAAAAGGAAAACAGAGGUUAAACAUGAAAAAUGAUAAUAAUUAAUAACACUCAAAGACGCCUAAAGUGAAGGGGGGACCUCACUAACCACCAAUAUGUAGCACCCAGUUGGGUGAUGCACGGCAGCCAAUUGGCGCCAGAACGCUCACUACACACCAGCUUGAGGUGGAGAGUUAGGGAUGAGGUGGAGAGUGAGGGAAAAGAACAUUUAAACACUAUCUACCAUAUUUAAACACUGUCGAUCACAUUUAAGCAAUAUCGACCACAUGUAAACACUAUCGACCACAUUUAAACACUAUCGACCAUAUUUAAACACUAUGGACCACAUUUAAACACUAUGGACCACAUUUAAACAUGUAAACCCUAUCGACCACAUUUAAACACUAUCGACGGUAGUGUAUGGGGGAUGGCAGGUAUGGUAAAAGGGUGUAAAGUACUGUAUGACCAAGUGUUUCUUUCUGUUCAAUAUAACUUUAUCAGUCCCCUGUAGGAGACAUUUGUUAAUGUUUGUCCCCAUAAAACAAUAAUGGUAAAAAAAAUACAAAAAAAUACGGUAAGUAAGUCACACCGUCCAAUUAGAAGGCUCCAAUUACUACUCACUCCCCCUACUCACUGCCACCAAUGCAAAGCGAGCAGAACUGAGUAGGGGAGGGCGUAGCCUCGUUUCCACAUACGUAUGUUUUUCGUAUCCGUGCUUCCGUAAAUUUACGGAAGGGGUCGCUAGUGUUUUACGUAAGGACAUGAAUUUAUUUACGGACAGCCAAAAAGAUGGGGGAACGUAUGAUAAUGGCCGUUUUUAGGAGACCGGUACUUUGGAACAUGAGGAUCGACAUAUACAGAGAUAAAAAAAACAACCAGGCUUGGAAAGAGAUCGGCGAGGAGUUUGGCCUGCCCGGUACUUACAUGUUUUUUGAAAUAUAUUUAAUUAAAAAGCCAUCAAUUAGGACUAUACAAAUAAUACAAUCAAUAUACGAUCUUAAAAUCAGACUAUUUUAUAUAUAUCAAAAUGAUGAAGUAUAGAGGAAACGAAAAUAAAAAUACUCACAAUUUGUCUUUUUAUUCACUCAAACUGACAAUCAAAAGCAAGCGAGCUAGCAAAACUUUCAUACGGUAUCUCCGUAAAACGACGGCGAAAGUUAAAUUUUUUGAACGUAUAUUACGGACAUACCGGACAGAAAUGUUAUGGAGGGGAGGAGUCUCGGAGGAAUCACGUACUCACUGCACGAAGAUGUGACACGUUCGGCUCAGCUGCACUUGGAGGUUAUGGUAGGUGUAUGGAAGUAAAUCUGUGCCAUCGGGUUUUGAAAAUAAAAACACAUUGAAUUAUAAGCACUGGAUAUUUAUGCAUUGAAAUAACCUACCUGAAUUUUUUGCCUCUGAAUUUAACUCUUUACAUUUUCAAUAUAUCAUAUUCACCUUUAUUUUUCAAUGUCAAAAAAUUCAACGUUAAAAUAUUCAACUCAAAUAUUUUCAACUUGCCAAAAUUCAGUCCGCCAAAGUCACCAUCAAAAUUCAAUGUACGAAAUUCAGUGUUAACAUCCGGGGACCCAAGUAAGAGCAAUCGAUCCUAGAUGCUAGAUCGCGGUCAAACGAGUGGGCGCGUCAUUCUCGUUGGAUACCUGACUCUCACGCGGGAAGGCAAAACAGAUCUAGCCAUGUCCACCUGCAACAGCAGCAGUAAUGGUACGGAGCCCCCUAAGAGACAUGGAGGAAAAAAAAUAUUUUGGUUGAAAAAAAUAAAAUAAAAAUCAGAGAGAAAAAUAAUAAUUUGGUUUGCGAGAAAUCGCAAACCAACUUCCGGGUCAGAAUUUAUCUUCCGUGUCAGAGGAAAAACUGACGACCGCAACGAUGAAGCAUGGGAGAUCAUCGUUUAUUUUGAGCUUGGCCGCAAAUAUUCGGACAUCAAAUCAAUGCUUGCCAGUAGGCACGCCUUCCACAUAAGUGAGAGACAUCUGAAGAGGAUACUGCGAGAUAGGGGACACUCGCCGCAAGGCGUACUCUGACCUGUCGGUCCUGGUGGAUUUUAUUAGCGACCAACUGCAGUACUCUGGACAGCUUCACGGGUACCGAUGGAUGUACGCUAAAUGCAGGGAGCAUGGACUGCGUGUGAGGAAAGAGGAUGUGCGGUUGUUAUUGAAAGAGCUCGAUCCCAGAGGAGUGUCACGAAGGCUAGCGAGACGUCUCAGACGACGAAACUACUAGUGUAGAUAGAUAUUAGAUAGUGUACAUAAUAUACAACUAGUAUUACUUUUCAUACCCUGACAUGUUUUUAUUGUUAAUGUUCCUGCAGUCUUCUUCUAAAUAUCACAUGAUGUUGCUGUGGUGUCAAGACAGCUGAUUUUAUACAGGUUUCAGGUCAUCCUACUUGAACCGGCAGGACGACCGCACCCCCUGCUGUAUACAAUCAGCUGUGUUGACACUGCAGCAACAUCAUGUGACAUUAAGAAGAAGACUUCAGGAACUUGUCAUGGUAUGAAAAGUAAUACUAGUCUGAUUACAAGAAAUAAUUAGUAAAUUGUUCUUGAACAAGUACAAUUAUUAAUUCAUUACGUUUUUCAUCUAGCUAAUGUGGCCAGUGAAAAAUAUGGCCUGAAAAUAUCAGGAAACGGCACCAAACUUGUUUGGCAAUUUUUUGUUUCCACAUACGGGAUAGCAAUAUAGUUACAGUAAUAAAAAAAUUCCAGUCUCAAUAAAAACAUGAAUAGCGUGUGUUGUCGUUUUUUAACCCCACUCUCAGUAUUUGAAACUACAGGUUGUAAAUGCACAGAUAAUUUCAAAAUGCUUUUCUGUCGUUAACAUGUCAAUAUUUGUACUGAUUGGCCAUCAGAAGUUCAGAGUUCGAUAGAUACAUCCAUUUUUUUGGUCCCAUCAUUUGAAAUCCAAUGAUAUUCUAUCAUGAAAGACUCAGAAUAAGUAUUCACAUUUAGUUACUGCCAGUUACCUUUUUUUUAUAAAUACAAUUCUAACUGAAAUAAGUGAUACAUUUGUUAAAGUAAAGUUCUGAAAUUGAUACACAUUUGAUUUACUUUUUACAGGCUUUGUCUAUAAAGCCCCCCCCAUUUCUGUGUUUCUAAACCAUCGUUUAAAGGAAAAUAACAUUUGCCAAAAGCUAGAGAUGUUGAGUUAUGACUUUAAAGGAAACUUAUAAAGGAAAAGGACAGCAAGGUGAAUUACUUAUGUGACCAAAAAAUCCUGCCACUUCGAAGCUCAACACAAGACACAACUAAAUACGUCUGACCUACACACAUGCCCUGAUGGCCUCUCUGAGGAUGCAUGUACAAAUUCACUGCCUGAUAUGGAUCUGUUGCUAGAGUGAGAUUGGAAUCAGCCAUAAAGAUGUUGCAUAGUUCAUAUAGAUCUGGAUAACACGGUUUGGUCUGGCGAAAGAUACAUUCAUUUUUGCACAGUUGAAAAUCACCAUCUUCAAUUGGGGAAAGGAAGUCUCUUGUCCCAUAGAGUUCAGGUAAUGCAAACAUCACGUUCGGCCAACCGCUGGGGACGUUAAGGUUUUUCGAUGGCCUGAUGGUGUCUGUGUUCCAGACCUUGCAGUGUCAUCCAACUCAUCCUGUUAAAAGCAAGAAUAUAAAAACAGUAAAUACAUUAAGGAAGAACUAUAAAUGCAUAUCCAGGGCUGUUUGCUUAUUUUUUUUUAAGUGGUAGCACUGGUGCCAGCAAGCACAAAAACUCGGUAGCAUAAAAAUAAAUUUUGUAGCACACAGUGUGAUCGAAAACUUGCGUAACCUUAACCCUUGCAUUUCACUCUAAUUACCUUUGGCAUGUCAUCUUGGUCUCAUUUGAGAUUCACAAUCAAUAUUAUAUACUUGUGUGCAGUAAUAAUUGUAGAAAAAAUGAAUAGGGCUGCACUUAUUUAGACAAGAGCCUAACCUGCCAAUAGCAACUUUUGCUGAUUCAGAAUUGUUUUCCCCCCAUAGAACAAUAAUAUUAACAUCUAUAUCUGU